Molecule: messenger RNA, 2211 nt
Organism: Orbilia oligospora ATCC 24927
Lineage: Eukaryota; Fungi; Ascomycota; Orbiliomycetes; Orbiliales; Orbiliaceae
Exons: 1
Coding region: 1-2211 (736 amino acids)
Biological process (GO): proteolysis
Molecular function (GO): cysteine-type endopeptidase activity
Source: RefSeq, a predicted model, not a curated record
AUGACGUCCAAGCCUGAAAUAUGGGGGCUCUUAGUCGGUGUAAACCACUAUCUGCCUGGAAAUAAGCGCAGGGUGAAAUACGGCGACCUCAGUGGGUGUGUCAAAGACGUUAUGGCCCUCCAGAGUUAUCUAGAAAAACGAAAUGUACGACACAUUACAACCCUAACCUCGACGAAAGGCUGCAACGGCCGCCCCGAGGAAGACGAAUCACAACUACCAACACACCCAAAUAUCAUCCGUGAGCUGGAGCGGGUUAUUGAAGACUCUCGUCCAGGCGACCUUGUGUAUUUCCAUUACUCUGGGCACGGGAUUAGGCGAGAUGCUGAUGAGAUUGGGGCUGUGGAAGGGGACCAUAUCUCAGGGACCGCCUUGGCUCUUGCCGAUGUUAUGGAAGGAGGUGCAUACCUUACGGGGUAUCAGCUUGGGGUAUACAUCAAACGAAUGGUUUUCGAGAAGCAGCUCCGUGUAACGGUUGUUCUUGAUAGCUGUUUUUCUGGCCGAGGGUUUAGGAGUGCGGAGUCUGAAGAGGAGGGGUACACAUCCAGACGUGGGGAUGAUUGCAUUGACCUGGAAUUUUUACAAAGCGAUCAGGAGGCGGAGGGUGCCGCUAGACUUCUCGAUACGGAUGAAGAGUACACUGAUGGAACGAGAAACGGGAUGACGAUUCGAUCUUGGUUAUCAGAUCCCACAGGGUGCACCGUUCUUACUGCUUGCGAAAGUAACGAAACUGCAGGCGAGUACACCUUCGAGGGCGAAAAGCACGGGAUUCUAACAUACUGGAUGUUGAAACUCUUGUCGGAGAACCCUGAAACUUGCCGUCCUAGCUAUAACAAAGUCAGGGACUACAUUGCGAACAACAUUGACCGCGUACAUUCGGCAAAGAAGCAGUCCCCAGUGCUUUUGGGGGAUACUGAUCAUGUAUUUCUCGGACAAGAACAAGUUGUUGAAAAGCCUGUGGGACAUGUUAGGGAAAGGAGGCCCAAUACCGAUACAGUUGAGCUGGAUAUUGGUUGGGCUCACGGAGUGGCAAAGGGAGCCAUCUACGAUGUCUUCCUUGAGAGGGACAAUGUUACGACAGGUUCAAUCUCUAAAGUGAAGGCACAAGUUACAGAAGUUCCUGACAACAGCCCCUUUCGGUCCAGGGCUAUCCUUCUAUACGACCCGGAGGACUCAAGUACAGCCGCACAGGUAAAGCCAGGGAGUGUCGUGAUAUUACAAACCUGGUCCCUUCAUUUAGAUGCUUUUGUCGAUAUCUCUUCGCUGCACCAACACCUAUCUGAAGAUCAGAUUGAAGGCUUGGGGUCCCAUAUCAAGCAAACCCCUGGACUUUUCUUAGGGUCCGAUGUAGAGAAACCCGAGGAUCAAGAAUGUGACUUCCAAGUUGCACUCAAUAAAGACAAUUGCUUCGAGGUACUCCUAUUCGAGAACGGAAAAUAUACAACAAUACCGAGGGUUACUCCAGUUCCCUUUAGCGACAGUGACUGGGACUUCAAAAUCGCCUAUAUUCUCAGACACCUAGCAAGAUUUCGAGACGUCCGGUCUAUCGACAGCAAGAGAAUAGACACCCCAUUAAACCCAGAAUGGUUUUCGUUUUCCGUCGAGCCUGAUGACGAGGGCUACGGAGACGACUUUGAAAAGGACCCGAAAGACCCAACCGCAUUGAGAGCGUCUGAAGAUACAAACCUUCGGUUUUCAUUCAAAAUGAAUAAUGACUGCAAAUACCAGUCCGUUUUUGUCAGCUUUUACGACUUUGAUGCGUCUUGGGGAAUCUCUAAGCUGGAACCAGGGCCUGGCCAGGUCCACGAGGUGACAAAGCAAACUCCGGUGCACUUUACAAUUCAAAUGAUGAUUCCGGAGAAAUGCACACAACAGGAUCCCGAAGAAAUAGUCGAUACCGUAAGGGUUUUCAUUAGCACGACCAGGACAAAUUGGGAGGAUAUUACCCUUCCGGAACUUCCAAGUCAUGCCUGCACCGUCCCCCCAGUUAUCGUUACUGUUCCUUCGGAUGAGCUGGAUGCUGAAACUACGGAACGAGGGCCGGAAGUCUCCCAAUCUCUUUUCGACCUGUCCUCAGCUGAAGACGACGAUAAAUUCGAUUCCAGAAAUCCUAAACGCAAACCAGUAGUGAAGCGGACGCCACAUGCACAGUCACAGCCGAGAAACGUUUGGGGCUUCAUGGACUUGAAGGUCACUACAUUCCCUAAAAGCUGA